AUGCAGCAUUUUCUUACUCUAUUUCUCAUUUCUUUCUUUCUUUUUUUCUUUCUUUCUAUUUUGUUUGUUUUGUUCCUUCAUUUCUUUCUUUCUUUCUUUCUUUUCCUUCCGAUUUUUGCCUUUUUUUGUUAUUUUCUUUCUUUCUUUUUUUUUAUUUCUUUUUUCUUUCUUUCUUUAAUUCUUGUUUAUUUGUUUCUUUCUUUAAGUCUUUCUUUUUUCUUUGAUUCUUUCUUUUAUUUCUUUCUGUCUUUCGUUUCUUUCUUUCUUUCUUUCUUUAUUUCUUUAUUUCUUUUCAUCUGUCUUUCGUUCUUUCUUUCUUUCUUGUUCUUUCUUGUUUUAAAAACAAUUCUGUCUUUCAGAAAAAAAGGCUUUCUUUCUGUUUGGUUUCUUUUCAAAAAAAAAUUCUUUUUUGCUCUUUUGUUUUUGUUUAGAAUCUUUCUUUCUUUCUUUCUUUCUUUCUUUCUUUCUUUCUUAUUUCUCUUCUUUCUUUUUUUUCUUUCUUUUUUUCUUUCUUUAUUUCUUUCACCAAAAUUUUUUCUGUCUUUUUCGUUCUUUCUUUCUUUCUUUCUUUAUUUCUUGUUUAUUUCUUUUCUCUGCAAAGGUCUUUCUUUCUUUCUUUAUUUCUUUUUAUUUCUUUCUGUCUUGUUUUUCUUUCUUUCUUUCUUUAAUUCUUUUAUUUUCUUUUAUAUUCUUUCUUUUUUAUUUCUUUUCUCUUCUUUCUUUUUUUUCUUUCUUUCUUUAUUUCUUACUCUCUUUCGUUUCUUUCUUUUCUUUCUUUCUUUAUUUCUUAUUUAUUUCUUUCUGUCUUUCAUUUUUCUUUCUUUCUUUCUUUCUUUUAUUUUUGUUUAUUUCUUUCUUUUUCUUUUUUCUUUCUUUCUUUCUUUCUUUUUGUAUUUCAUUUCUUUCUUUUCUUUUUUACUUUCUUUCUUUCUUUAUUUCUUUGUUCUUUCUUUCUUUCUUUCUUUUUCUUUCUUUCAUUUCUUGUUUUCUUUCUUUCUUGGAAUUCGAUCUUUCUUUCUUUCUUUCUUUUCUUUCCAUUUAUUUCUUUGUUUAUUUUUCUUUCGUUCUUUCAGUUUCUUUCUUUAUUUUUUGUUUGUUCUUUCUUUCUUUCUUUCUUUCUUUCUUUCUUUAUUUCUUUCUUACUUUCUUUCUUUAUUUCUUUCUUUCCUCUUUUCUUUCUUUUUUCUUUCUUUUCUUAUUCUUUUUUCUUUCUUUCUUUUCGUUCUUGUCUUUCUUUCAGUAUCCUUGUUUUUCUUUCUUUCUUUCUUUCUUUUUCUUUCUUUCUUUUUAUUUAUUUCUCUCUUUCGGUUAGCCUCUUUUCUUUCUUUUCUUUCUUUUUGUUUAUUUCUUUCUUUCUUUCUUUCUUUCUUUCUUUCUUUAUUUCUUUCUUGUUUAUUUCUUUCUAAUUCUUUCUUUCUUUCUUUUUUUCUUUCUUUCUUUCUUCUUUCUUUAUUUAUUUUAUUUCAAUUAUUUCUUGUUUUCUUUCUCUUUCUUUCUUUCUUUCUUUCUUUCUUUUUUUUUCUUGUUUAUUUCUUUUUCUUCGUCUUUCUUUCCAUUUUCUUUCUUUCUUUUUAUUUGGUUUUUUUUUUCUUUCCCUCUUUAAUUUCUUUUCUUUUCUUGUUUAACUUUUGUCUUUCUUUCUUUCUUUCUUUCUUUCUUGAAAUCUUUCAUUCUUUCUUUAUUUUCAAUACAAUAUUUCUUUCUUUCUUUCUUCUUUCUUUCUUUCUUUCUUUCCUUUCUUUCUUGUUUAUUUCUUUUUGUCUUUCUUUCUUUCUUUCUUUCUUUCUUUCUUUCUUUCUUUCUUUAUUUUUUGUUUAUUUCUUUUUCUGUCUUUUUUCUUUCUUUCUUUCUUUAUUUUCUUUAUUAUUUCUUUUUUCUCUUCUUUUUCUUUCUUUUCUUAUUUCUUUCUUUCUUUCUUCUUUCUUCUUUCUUUCUUUUCUUUCUUUUAUUUCUUGUUUUUUUUUUUCUUUCUUUCUUUCUUUCUUUCUUGUUCUUUCUUUCUCUCUUUCGUUCUUUCUUUCUUUCUUUCUUUCUUUCUCUUUCUUUUUUUUCUUUCUUUUCUUUUCUUUAUUUCUUUCUUUCUUUCUUUCUUUCUUUCUUUUAUUUAUUUCUUCCUUUCUUUCUUUCUCUUUUUAA
This is a messenger RNA of Acanthosepion pharaonis, 2136 nucleotides long. The record is from the annotation of a GenBank genome assembly. Lineage: Eukaryota; Metazoa; Mollusca; Cephalopoda; Sepiida; Sepiidae.